Molecule: messenger RNA, 1134 nt
Organism: Vicia villosa (hairy vetch)
Lineage: Eukaryota; Viridiplantae; Streptophyta; Magnoliopsida; Fabales; Fabaceae
Product: protein LURP-one-related 15-like
Exons: 3
Coding region: 297-893 (198 amino acids)
Source: RefSeq, a predicted model, not a curated record
GAACAGUAAUCUACCGUGUAGUAUAGAAAUUGGGUGUCAAAAUAUCAUUUCUCUUUAAUAACAUUAAACCACCUUAGUGUGGUAUUUCACAACAUAAAAUAUCAUCUUUUUACUCUUUUUCUUGUGCCCUCUUAUCUAUACUUUCUAUGUAAUUUUGUUGGAAAUUCAUGAAAUCAAAUUAUUAUAUAACAAAGUUGAAUUCACAAUCUUGUCACAAAUAUUUUUACUAAGAAGAACAAGCAAAACUCUGAUUUCAUCACCAAAACUCUGACUGAAGAGUUAGCAUCAUCAUCAUUAUGGCUUACCCUUAUCAACCACAUCCUUCUGCCUCAGCUACCCUGAUGCUAGAACUUCCCAUGGCCAUAAUCAGCCCUCAAUACUGUGCUCCGUAUCCGCUUGAGCUCGCCGUCGUGAAAAAGGUUAUGACCAUUUCAGACGGAAACUUUACCGUUACUGAUGUCGAUGGCAACAUUAUUUUCAAAGUUAAAGGUUCUCUCUUCAAUCUACGAGACCGCCGUGUCUUGCUUGAUGCCGCCGGUCACCCCAUCAUCACCUUACGUCACAAGAUAACGAGUAUGCAUAAUUGUUGGAAAGCUUUUAGGGGUGAAAGCACAAAAUCAAAAGAUCUUAUAUUUACUUUGAAGAAAUCAUCAGUAUUUCAGUUUAAGACCAAACUAGAUGUGUUUUUAGCUGGUAAGUCAAAAGAGGAUGUUUGUGAUUUUAAAGUCAAAGGCAGUGAAAAUUCUUGCAAAGUUUAUGUUGGUGAAUCUAACAACGUUGUUGCUAAGAUGCACAAAAAGGACACUCUUAAGAGUGUUUUGUUUGGUAAAGACCAUUUAACACAACAAGAAAAUCUUCAAUUAACUAGGGCGUUUACUCUAGCUAGUUUGUAGCUAAUCUCUAUCAAACAGAAUUAGCUAGAGAUUUAUUGGGGAUUAGCUAUGAUAUAUGCCGUAGCAUGGAUUGAGUGGCUAAUUAUCUUGGCAAAAGUUUCCUAGCAAAAUUCCAACUAAUGUUAAAAUCGUUCAAGCUAAACGACAACAAAACUGUAGCAAAACAUCAUAGUUAAAUUUAUAUUUCCAACCUAUAGAACUACAAUAUGGCUACGAAAAUAUCAUAGCAAUUCUCAAGCUA